Octodon degus (degu) is the source of this 7402-nucleotide messenger RNA. It is a transcript of the gene Lpp, whose product is annotated as LIM domain containing preferred translocation partner in lipoma. Gene Ontology annotation, biological process: cell-cell adhesion. Bases 1483 to 3330 code for a protein of 615 amino acids. Gene Ontology annotation, cellular component: focal adhesion; stress fiber. The record is from RefSeq and is a predicted model, not a curated record. The transcript is spliced from 13 exons. Lineage: Eukaryota; Metazoa; Chordata; Mammalia; Rodentia; Octodontidae.
AGAACGGACUUGUCUUUAUUCAAACCAGUUCACCCAGUUCGCAGACUUUUUUUUUUAAUUACAAAAACACAGAGCAAGUUUUCUGGGCACCUGGGGAAUGGACGUUGAACUCCAGAGGUUCACUGACACAUAAAGUGACCCUGCACAGCUGUCAGGGCUUCUCAGCACUUCUCACCACUCACUUCCAGGAGCUGGCAGUGGGGCCCACGGAAGGAUGGAAUCUGGGUGGUCCGCGUGGUCAGCUGACCCCCGAGCUGGUUUCUGGCUGGGGCAGGGACACAGGACCCUGUCCUGCUCUGGCUCUAUGGAGCAUGUGCCUGGGUCCGAGACUCCUCUCUCUGCACCUCGGUGUCCCCACGUGUGAGAGGUGGACGGGCAGACCUCGGCGGCGUGCGCCCGUUCUAACCUCCUGCAAGUUCCGAGCCAUGCAGUAGACCUGGGGCGGGGCUCGCAGGAGGCUGGCGCGGAGCAGGGGUUCCGAGCCGGCCCGCUUCCGCCCCGCCCAGCCUUCUAAUUUGGCGCCUUCCUCGGUUCUCCCGCAGCCCCUCGAAUCGGCCGCUUUCCUCCCCGUCCCCUUCCUCUUCCUCCAGGGUUGGCAGAGCCCUACACCUCCCCUUUCGCCCCCCUUCCCCGCUCGCUGGCCGGCCCGGCGCGCCCGUCCCCAGCGCGGCCCAGCAGCUGCCCCCGGCGCCCCCUCCCCGCCCCCGCCCCGGAGCCGCGGCGCCCCGCGGGCACACGCCUUCCCAUACCUUACAUGGACAAAUGCGUGCAAGCAAAGUCAGGAAUUCAGGCCCCUGACGUCAGCCUCCAGCGCUCAGGGCACCGCACGGGAGACCGGGGAGGGGGUGGGGAGGAAGGAGGGGAAGGCACCAACCAGCGGCCGCUCCAGCCCUACCGAAGUUUCACUUUUUGUCUGUGGGUUCGCUCCCGGGCCCCACAAGAGCUUUCCCGGGAUAAGUAGCUUUAGCGAGCGGGCAGACACAGGCACUGCAAGGUAAGGGCUGGCUGCUCCGCGGGGCCGGGGCCGGGGCCCGGCCUGGGGCGCAGGGGGCGGGCGGGGUGCUCCGCGGGCCGGGCCUGUCGGGUCGGGGACAAUGCGAGGGGGAGUGCCCGGGCACCUCCUCCGCCCUGCCUCCGCCUCCCGCCGCCGCCGCAGCCGCCGCUGCCCCGUCCGUCCGCCUCCACACCGAGGCCGUGACCUUGAAGAGCAGAGACAGACGUGGACGAGGAAUCUGGUCAGCUGCUUCUCAGUCCUGUGAAGCUUUGAUUGUUUCGCGCUGUGCCCCCAACGGAGGGAAGAUAUUUUUCCUUCAUUGAAACCACUGCUGUGUUGGACCACAUUUUCCCUGGACCCUUGUGGUAACCCCAGAAGGUGGUGGGAACGUGGGCGACCUACUGCUUCUUCAAAGACACUAGCAUUUCAUUUGCCUGAGCCUUGUCCCUACUGCGCUGUCCAAGAGCAAGCUACCCCAGAUUUCAACAAUGUCUCAUCCUACUUGGCUGCCACCCAAGAGCACUGGAGAGCCCCUUGGCCACGUUCCUGCGCGCAUGGAGACCACUCAUUCUUUUGGGACUCCCAGUAUUUCCGUGUCUACGCAGCAGCCACCCAAGAAGUUUGCACCAGUAGUUGCUCCAAAGCCCAAGUACAACCCCUAUAAGCAACCUGGAGCUGAGGGUGACUUCCUGCCACCCCCGCCUCCACCUCUGGAGGAUCCCAGCAUUCUUCCAUCUGGCUCGGGAAGCUUCCCUCCUCCACCACCCCUUGACGAAGGUGUCUUCAAAGUGCAGACAAAUCCCGGAGGGAAGACCCUUGAGGAGAGACGCUCAAGCCUGGACGCUGAGAUCGACUCCUUGACGAGUAUCUUGGCUGACCUCGAGUCCACUUCUCCCUACAAGCCUCGGCCUCUGCAGGGCAGUACUAGUUCCACAGCUUCUCCUCCUGUCGCCACCCCUGUCACAGGACACAAGAGAAUGGUCAUCCCAAACCAACCCCCUCUGACAGCAACCAAGAAGUCUACAAUGAAGCCUCAGGCUUCAGCCCAGGCUGGACCCAUCCCUGUGGCUCCCAUUGGAACUCUCAAGCCACAGCCACAGCCACAGCCAGUCCCAGCCUCCUACACCACAGCAUCCACCCCUUCAAGACCUACCUUCAAUGUGCAAGUAAAGUCAGCGCAGCCCAGCCCUCACUACAUGGCUGGCCCUUCGUCAGGACAAAUGUAUGGCCCUGGGCCCCAUAGCUAUAACACUCAGCCCAUCCCUGUCUCUGGUCAGGGUCCACCUCCUUCAGCGCGGGGAAGCACAGAUUAUGGGUACGUCCCACCACCAGGACUUCAGCCAGAGCCUGCGUAUGGGUAUACCCCCAACCAAGGACGCUAUUAUGAUCCGUAUUAUGCAGCAGGGCCAGGGUAUGGAGGCAGAAAUGACUCUGAUCCUGCCUAUGGUCAACAAGGGCACCCCAAUACCUGGAAGCGAGAACCAGGAUAUGCUGCUCCUGUGGCUGGGAGCCAGAACCCUACUGGCAUGUAUCCAGCCGCUGGUCCCAAGAAGACCUACAUCACAGAUCCUGUUGUUGCAGCUCCUGGUGUACCGUCCCUGCAGCCAAAGAGUGGGCACGCAGGGCCUGGGGGUCCUCCUUCUGUUCCUUCUUCUUUCCGCCCAGAAGAUGAGCUGGAGCACUUGACCAAAAAGAUGCUGUAUGACAUGGAAAAUCCCCCUGCUGAUGAUUACUUUGGCCGCUGUGCUCGCUGUGGGGAGAAUGUGGUUGGGGAAGGCACGGGAUGCACUGCCAUGGAUCAGGUCUUCCACGUGGACUGCUUCACCUGCAUCAUCUGCAGCAACAAGCUCCGAGGGCAGCCCUUCUAUGCUGUGGAGAAGAAAGCAUACUGCGAGCCCUGCUACAUUAAUACGCUGGAGCAGUGCAGCGUGUGUUCCAAGCCCAUCAUGGAGCGCAUUCUCCGAGCCACCGGGAAGGCCUAUCACCCUCACUGCUUCACCUGCAUCAUGUGCCACCGCAGCCUGGAUGGCAUCCCAUUCACCGUGGAUGCUGGCGGGCUCAUUCACUGCAUCGAGGACUUCCACAAGAAAUUUGCCCCCCGAUGUUCCGUGUGCAAGGAGCCCAUCAUGCCAGCCCCAGGCCAGGAGGAGACUGUCCGCAUUGUGGCUCUGGAUCGCGACUUCCAUGUGCACUGCUACCGCUGCGAGGAUUGCGGUGGGCUCCUAUCAGAAGGAGAUAACCAAGGCUGCUACCCCCUGGAUGGGCACAUCCUGUGCAAGACCUGCAACUCUGCCCGCAUCCGGGUGCUGACCGCCAAGGCGAGCACCGACCUUUGAAUGGAGUAGCUUCAGUAGCUGCGUGGUGCGGACGCCACUGAAAGAACGAAACACAAGACGAGGAAUAGGAAAAUAGAGCCAAGGCAGUCGAGCUACGGGAUGGUCUCUUUUCUUCAUCGGCUGUUAACCUCCCUUUAGAAUCACGUGGCUUGUGAGAUUUUUUUUUUUUUUUUCUUCUUUUUUCUCUCAAGUUCUUCCCAAGUACACGGUUCACAUUUACUCCCGCAGGGGCCCCUGGCAGGUCUUUGUUCUGAGGACUUCCACAUUUUUUCAACAGAUUAUGCCCGUCCCAUUUGCUUCCGCAUUCUUGUAACUUUCAGUGCCCGUGUUGGUCUCACUUUUCAUCGGGUUCAGUAGCUUUUUUUAGUGUGGUAUUUGCUGUCACAUGGCUUUUCCUCGUCAAGUCUGCCAGCUCCCAGGUGCUGGGAGGCUUGAAGUCACUGUGCUCUCCCUCCCGCGCCGCCUGUAGCUACGAAUAUUAGCCCUUCUCUUGCUUUGUAUUGAAAAGUGUGUUUCCCUGUUGCUGUGUGGGCACUCUUAGCCUUUACAGAAAGCAAUGCACAAUUUGUGUUAGGCUCUAAAAACUUCAAGUUGUAGAAUGCAUGAAUUAGAACAGACCUAAAUUUGGCAUGCACACAACCAACUUCAGAAUCUGUACUGAUGUGUGAUCAGGGGUCUGUUGCAAAUAGUUACCACUUAGUAGCUAAGAGUAAAACACAACCAGCCUUCAGCUGUUUUUCAAGGAAAUUACAAGGGGGAUGCACUCAGUAUGCAUUCUGGGGAUAUGUUUGAAAAGAGUAUUAUUCUAAAAUACUACCCUAAGGUUUUCCUUUUUCCCACUACCUACACAUAACACAAACACACUUGCUUUUGUAACAUUUUCAAUACUUUUCAUCUUAGAAAUGUUGUGAUGUUUUUCCCUAAUAUACAAACACCACUACUGACGGGCUUUCCCCUCUGAAGAAAGAUAGCGAUGAAAAUAUUUCAGAUUUCUUUCUUUGCUUGCUUCUGAAUCUUCCUAGGCCCCAGGCUGUUGGGCCUAACAAUUGUAAGUCAAGAGACGCAAAAUGGAGUUGUGUUGCUUUAUUUCAUUUGCUGAGAAAGAGAGGAAGGCUUGAAGAGAGUGUGAAGCUUCGGUUUUGUUCUCCUCCUAAUCCUUCUACAACUUGACUUACACAGUGUGGGAAGCAUUUUCCUAUCAGCAGUGUGACAUGUACACCACACUUGCUGCGACAAUCACUGAAAAAAGUUCUCUUUCUGAGCUAAAAAUACGCAGAAUUUCUGCCUAAAAUCUUUAGCCAGACUCUUACUAGCCAGGGAAACACUUGCUUACCAACUGUGGAACCAUGUUUAUUAAGUUCCAGUGUGUCUUAUUUGAGGAAAGACACCUAGCUGAACAGUGGCAAUUUGCCAUUGUGUAAACUAAUUAGAUAUUUUGGCAUAGGAGUUUUUAAACCUCUCUUCAAAUCUUCCCCAAGUAUAUACUUUUUUAAAUUAUGGAAUAUUUUAAAUAUACAGGAAAGUAUAGAUAAUAAUAUAAUGAAUCCCUAUAUACAGUAACGCCUAGUUAAGAAAUCAGAUAUAACAAAUGUAGUCACACUUCCUUGUUCAUUUAUCCCUUAUUCCACAAAUGUCUUUUUCACAACUAUGAAGUGCUAGUUUUCUUGUCUGGUUUUUUUGUUUUUGUUUUUGUUUUGUAUUUUAAAUUUUAACAUCCAGAACCAAAAUGAAAAAUUAUCGGUGCAUGUUUUAAAUUGAGACCCAGGCCUCAGAAAUUUCAGUGAAAUUUAUUUCACAUAGAUAGGAAGCAUCAUAACAAUGAUUUUGUUUUUUAAGAGAAAUUCUUCAACGUGUGAUCUCUACAGCUCAUCUAAGUCAUCCAGAAGCUUCUUGACUUACGUCACACAGGAGUUUUGUCUUAGCAUCUCUGGGGACAUAAACUCUUCGAGCGUCCUCUGAGCAUUGUCCUAUUCUUACCGGCUUCUCUUACCUUUGACCUUGUAUUUCUCAUACUGUGAAAUAUAAUGAGAUUCACUUAAGGACAGUGAGUGAGUUUUAGGAUACAAGGGGAGCUGUGUCUCUGAAUUCCUGUUUUCUAAAGUAAAUAUGUGCUGAGGACCUCCCACAGCACUGACUCCCAGAGAACUGGGGCGGUCAUGUAUUCUGCUUGAAUUGAUUCAUUAAUGGGUUUACUGUUCACUGCUUUGCAGAAAUGGUCUAGAGACCAGAAGCAAAGAGUCCGAUUUAUUGAGGGAUGGCUUCUACGUCUAGAAGUAGUCAUAAAACAUGUUCUGCCUAAAGAAUUGAGGAAAUAAUGAUACCAUAAAAAUGCAAUGCCAUCCUAUUUGUUGCUUGCAAGCCCUACGUAACUGAAUGUUUACAAGCCAAAAGCAGAAGUUUUAAGAAAAUGCUGUCACAGGACAGCAUUGUGUCUUUCUGUGUCAUUGCCAGCAGAAUUCUACUUCCUCACAGUUUUUGUAAUACAUUCUCAUCACAUAACCUCAGAGUAUCUUUACCAAAGAUUUUUCAUUAAAUCUUUUUUAAUAAACUUACACUUUUAUAACAAUGAAUGUGCACACAUAAUACACAGAAUAUUUAGAUUUAGAUUUUUUUCUUUCACAAAGUCUACUAAGGAAAGGAUUCUACCAUAUUUUAUUCUAGGAUUUCUUAAAUAUGUGAUUUAUUUUGCUUUCUAUUGUUGUCUUUUUCUACUAAUCAUUUGAUCUAAACAAUGCCAAGUCACUCUUUACUGUUUUAGUACAUGAAAUUUUGCCUAUAACAGAGAUACAAAGAUCAUAUUACCCUAAUCAUUAUAUAUUCACUUUAUCUUUUGAUAUAUUGUCUUUAUUAUCAUUUUAAUACAUACCAGAAAAAAAUCAGAGUCUAUAACAAAGUUUUGUAAAAAUAUACCUAUUUUUUAAAAUCUAUUAAAAGCACAACUAUUUGAUAUUUCUGUGUGACAUGAGAGACUUAGAAAACCCGCUACAUCAUAAGCUCAGCAGAUUGUUUCAAACUCAGAUGUUCUUUCAGUGCUGAUGCUCCUGCAUGCUAGGCAAGCUCUCUACCCCUGAGCCCCAGCCCUGGACCAAAAUAAGCUUCUCUAAUUACUCGGAUUCCCAGAUCAUUGAGUUGGUGCCGAGUUUGAUUGGCAGGUGAUACUGUCUUUGAGACGCAAAUAAGUCAUGUGUCCCAACGUAAGGGACCAAGAGUGUUAGAAGCUGACAUCUCUGCAGCUCAUGGGAUGUGGGUUAUUUUUUUUUCCCCCUUGUCAUCUAUGCAUUGCAGUUUCAGCAACUGUUGAAUAUCUGGGGUCCUGAGGAGGAAAGAGAGGUUUUUUUUGGUUUUUUUUUUAAUCAGUCAGGCUAUAGAAUAGAAACAGAGCUCAGAAAACACAACUUUCAAUCAUUUUCCUACUUAGUAAAAAUCCUAUUAAUGUGAACCAGCCAGGAAUAACAGUGUUACUUGGAUUUGAUGUGGUUUGGGCCUCUCUUGUCAAAUCUGUGUCGGCUGCCCCCGGAUCCUUCCGUUACCACGUUUGGAAGGGUGUUGGGGAAAUCAUGGCAGCUGCUAGGGAAGUCAGGGAAACACUGCUGUAACCUCACAGCCUCUUGCCAUUCCCCUUGGCUUAGAAAGGCAUUUUGUUCAUAUGCAUUUCUAGAAAUAUUGCUAUUCUACCUUAGGAUUUCACAUUUGUAGUUUAAACAAGUGAUUGUCCAUCUGUUGCCUAGAGCUACAGUACAUGUGUGUUAUGAAUGAAAUAUGACAGCAUGUUCUAUCCCCCUGCUUUAGCCAUCUGUAGGAAACCAGCAGACAGAAAGAGAUAUACCUCUGCAAAAUGGGCCUCAAGGCCACUUCCUGGGAUGGUGGUUUUGGUGUGCUUCCAUGAGAGACAAUCAGAAAGUAACUCAGAAUUGUGCCUUAGCGUGACUACUCUGCAGAAGACUAAAAAUCAGAAAUCAUAAUCCCCAAAUCUCAAUAAUUUACUCAUCAAAGACUUAAAAUGCAAAACAAAAAUCCGGAAGAGACUAAAAUUUUUUAUCUCUGUGUGUGUGUGUGUGUGUGUGUGUGUGUG